Molecule: messenger RNA, 1237 nt
Organism: Cottoperca gobio
Lineage: Eukaryota; Metazoa; Chordata; Actinopteri; Perciformes; Bovichtidae
Product: regulating synaptic membrane exocytosis protein 4-like
Exons: 2
Coding region: 992-1237 (81 amino acids)
Source: RefSeq, a predicted model, not a curated record
GGCAACGGGAGCGACACAGGACUGACGGAGGAGGAGGAGGAGAAGAAGAAGAGGACAGAAAACCUCGCUGACAGCAGCACAGCAUUGAGAACAUUUACAGCAAAAAUCAACUGUCAUGCAGUUUGAAUCAAAGCAGGAGCAACAUAUUGCCCCCAGUUGCAUUUGUUGCAGCAACUGAUGCUCUCUGGGGUUUGGAAACAAAGCAGUUCUGCAUCAGCACCUGCAGCUGAUGUCUCCUGGGCUUUGAAAGUCAGUUUGCAAUGCUUUUUGCAGGAGGACAUGACAACAACGCUGAGCAACAGAAAUGAAAAGCUUUGAUUCAGUUUGAAAGCAACACGUUUGAACCUGGGUGUCAAAAUCACCUCUACCGCCAGCGUCUCCUCCCUCCUUCCUUCCUGCGCCGGGGUCUGAAGAAGACCCUUCGAGCUGUGAAAGCACAAACAGGAGCAGGAUGUUAGAUUGACAUGCGGAGAGCAGAGUUCAGGGAGUUUUGCUGUGUUACAAAAAGCGUGAAGAAGCAGGACAGACAACAAUAACUCCAUCAGACUAUCACCUGGACUUCUGAGGACAACAAGGGAGGAACAGGAGGAUGUACACCAGCAUCUGCCUGAGAGGGGAAGCAAGAAACCAAGAACUAGAGCAGAAAUGAGAGAGAGAUUCAACUCUGCUACGUACAGCCAUAGAUAGAUUAGUUAAAAAAACAGUCUUUGCCUUUAGAAGGAUGUAUUCGCACCAGCAGAGCUUGCAUUCGGCCUGACGUACAGAGAAACACCCAACAUCUUUCUUUGCUGCAAGUACGGUUUUUGCACCGAUUUUACUCGGUGCGAGCAUCUCGGGGUUCUUGUUCGACUCUUCCUUUUCGGGGUCAGGUGGAUCUGCCGUGGGGGGCAGCUGACAGCCAUCCAAGACGCCGCGAGCCGUACUCCGCGUGAAGAAUGCCCAGCCGCGCUUGGCCAAGCCGGCCGACCCGGGCCCGACGGCGGGGCUCUACAUGGAAAGAUCGCAGAGCCGCAUCAGCCUGUCCGCAUCCUUCGAGGCCCUCGCCAUAUACUUCCCCUGCAUGAACUCCUUCGACGAGGACGAUGGGGUGGAUACGGAGGGCAGGAAGUUGAAGGGAGGCAUCCAGAGGAGCACGGAGACGGGUCUGGCUGUGGAGAUGCCAAGUCGGACCGUCCGCCAGGCCAGCCACGAGUCUAUAGAGGACAGCAUGAACAGCUACGGCUCCGAGGGAAAGUAA